AAAGAGUCACCACAACUCUCACAAGUUCUCAAGGUAAGUUCUGAAGAUGAACAAGAUUGUCUAUGUUAUUCUUCAAGCUGUACUUCAGUUGGCAGGCAGCACUUCGUUGAGGUUCAUCAAGCCAAAUGUUGUGGCUUUGGAGGUAUCAGAUUUGUCCAGCUUUGACGUGUCGCUCCAGUGUGGAGAGCAAUAUAAUGGAGAGCAAAUUUACUGGGAAAGGAAUGGGGAAAGCAUCUCUGAGACAGGAAACCACAUCACAGUUACGAUAGAUGGGCUGGUGGGGGGAAACUUCACAUGUCACAGAGCAAACGGAGAUCUUCUGAAUUACACACUAUUACUGGUCCAUCCAGUUGAGUUUCCUAAAGGAGGAGUUCUUAUACCAUCUACUGACAAAGAAUUCAUUUCUUGCACUGCAAGAAACUAUAAUGGACAAUUUCAUUGCUCUUGGAAAUGGCAUCAGGAACGGAUCCAAAGAGCUGUGGUAUAUUUCAAAGCAAUCCGAAACUCUAGUCUCAUCAACUGCACUCUGGACUCUGAUUUAUCUGGGCUGACUUGUAUUGACAAGGAUUACUGUCCAUACUCUGAGGAGUCUAGGAGCAUCAACCUCACACUGUUGGUUAGAAAUCUGUACAGGCUGGAGGAGCACCAAAAGACUUUCCUCAUCCAAGACAUUGUCAAGCCAGAUAAAGUUAAUAUCACCAAGAUCCAAGACAAUGUAUUUGAGUGGCACCGCCCUGAAACGUGGAGUUUACCCGGCAGCUUCUUUCCCCUCUCCUAUGAGGUGAAAGUGGUUCCCAACAAUCAUAGCUGUGACUACAUAGGAAGUCGUGUCGAAGUAAGCAAAACCAAUGAGUCACAUUACGAGGUGAAAUUCAAAAAAGCAUAUACUUUCUGUGUCCGAGCACAGGACCUGCUAACUAAAAAAGUUUGGGGUGACUGGAGUUACCAUCAUCAGAGAAAACACUAGCAUACCUCAGAAAAAUAAAAGGUCACACAUCCCUCUGCUUGACAAUCUGCUUUCUAUUCCUAACAAAAUAUUGCAACUAUUUAUAUUUAUACAUAUUUUGUAUUAUUAAAAUGUCAAGAUCAUUAAAAAUAUAUUGGAUGGCUAUUGAGAAUGCAUCAUUGGCUGACAGUUUUUUCCAUAGUUUAUUUUAUAGUGUUAUUUAAUAGGGCCUGUGUUAGUUAAGCACUGAGAGUUUCAUUCCUGCACUCUUCUAAACUUCUAAAAAUUACUAGACUUCUAAACAGUACUAGAUUAGGGUUCUUUGGUUUGUAACAACAGAAAACCCCUUUUGAUGGUAAAUAGAACCCUUUUUAUGAAAAAGCUA
Messenger RNA from Labeo rohita (rohu), 1331 nucleotides. It is a transcript of the gene il12bb, whose product is annotated as interleukin 12B, b. NCBI's taxonomy places the organism in Eukaryota, Metazoa, Chordata, Actinopteri, Cypriniformes, Cyprinidae. The record is from RefSeq and is a predicted model, not a curated record. Gene Ontology annotation, molecular function: protein binding.